This is a messenger RNA of Leptidea sinapis, 5033 nucleotides long. Its product is annotated as ATP-binding cassette sub-family G member 1. Bases 179 to 2284 code for a protein of 701 amino acids. The record is from RefSeq and is a predicted model, not a curated record. Gene Ontology annotation, cellular component: plasma membrane. Lineage: Eukaryota; Metazoa; Arthropoda; Insecta; Lepidoptera; Pieridae. The transcript is spliced from 12 exons. Gene Ontology annotation, molecular function: ATP binding; ATP hydrolysis activity; ABC-type transporter activity.
AUAGUCGACACUCGAUAAAGGCUAGCUCGAGUCGAGUUUCGCGUUUCGACAGUUCGACUUUCGAGUCAGUGUGUGCGCGAGAGUGUGGCGAGACACUAGUGUGCUUGCGCCAUUAUCCGUCUCCUUUGUGACGUAGGAAAUGAACAUUUGAAUUAGCUUCCAUUGUGAUUUAUACAAAAUGAAAGUGGACAGAGAAUCAAUCGCUGGUCCAGUGGACACUAAACCAAUUAUCAUCGACAGGAAGGGGAGUUUGAAGGUGACUAUCACUCCAGCUCAGCCGAAGACCCUUACACACUUGCCGAAGCGGCCCCCAGUGGAUCUGGCUUUCACAGACCUCACCUACAAGGUCCAAGAGGGCAGAAAAAGCAAUGAAAAAAUUAUACUCAAAUCCGUUUCGGGGCGCCUCAGAUCCGGCGAGCUGACGGCCAUCAUGGGCCCGUCAGGCGCUGGCAAGUCUACACUACUCAAUAUACUGACUGGUUACAAAACCUCAGGUAUGGAAGGCAGCAUCACAGUCAACGGUAUGGAGCGCAACCUGUCCAGCUUCCGCAAGCUGUCGUGUUACAUCAUGCAGGACAACCAGCUGCACGGAAACCUGACAGUCGAGGAGGCGAUGAAGGUGGCGACCUCGCUGAAGCUGCCCAGCACCACGUCCAAAGAGGACAAGGAGGAAGUGAUUCAAGAAAUCCUCGAAACUCUCGGCCUAUCAGAGCACCACAAAACAAUGACGUCCAACCUAUCCGGUGGUCAAAAGAAACGUUUAUCUAUUGCCUUGGAGCUGGUGAACAACCCACCGAUCAUGUUCUUCGAUGAGCCCACCUCCGGCUUGGACAGUUCCUCGUGCUUCCAAUGUAUUUCUCUAUUGAAGACAUUGGCGCGGGGCGGCAGGACCAUCAUCUGUACCAUUCACCAACCGUCUGCGAGACUGUUCGAAAUGUUCGACCACUUGUACACGUUGGCUGACGGCCAGUGUGUGUAUCAAGGGAGCACCGGACGCUUGGUGGAGUGGCUCGGCAGCCUGAGUCUGCAGUGUCCCUCGUACCACAACCCCGCGUCCUUCAUCAUCGAGGUGUCCUGCGGGGAGUACGGCGACAACACUGGCAAGCUCGUGCGCGCUAUCGAGAACGGCAAGAAUGAUAUCAGAAAUGGCGUCCCGUUCCCGAAAUUGGCGAACUACAACAACCAGAAGGACAUGGACCUUUCGUUGAAGAACGCGGCGCAGUGGGAUAAGAAUGACGCGGCGCAGAUCCAGGAGAAGUUCGGAGGAGAGGUGGCGAAUGGCGCCAACGGAACGAGCAAUCUGCAGAAUGGACUCUUGCAAUUUGCAGCCAGUGAGAUCGCGAAGGGAAAAGCAGGAGAACCUCUGGUGGUUCAGAUGGACAACGAGAAGCAAGACAACGCUGAGGUGGCACUCCUGGGUACUGAUGGCUCACCCAGGAGAUAUGCCACAUCCGAGCUGAAGCAGUUUUGGGUGGUGCUCAAACGAACCCUGCUGUUCAGCAGGAGAGAUUGGACGUUGAUGUACCUGCGUCUGUUCGCACACAUCCUGGUCGGGUUCCUCAUCGGCGCUCUCUACUACGACAUCGGCAACGACGGCUCCAAAGUCCUCUCCAACCUUGGCUUCCUGUUCUUCAACAUGCUCUUCCUCAUGUACACCUCGAUGACCAUCACUAUUUUGAGUUUUCCACUUGAAAUGCCCGUCCUGGUGAAAGAACACUUCAACCGCUGGUAUUCUCUUCGCUCCUACUAUUUAGCCAUCACCGUCUCUGAUCUACCCUUCCAGGCCAUAUUCUGCAUAAUCUACGUGGUGAUCGUGUACCUGCUGACGUCACAGCCGCUCGAGUGGUUCCGGUUCUCCAUGUUCCUCUCGUCGUGUCUGCUCAUCUCGUUCGUAGCGCAGAGCGUCGGGCUCGUAGUGGGCGCGGCCAUGAACGUGCAGAACGGCGUGUUCCUCGCUCCCGUGAUGUCGGUACCGUUCCUGUUGUUCAGCGGGUUCUUCGUGUCGUUCAACGCUAUCCCGGUAUACCUCAGGUGGAUCACCUACAUCUCGUAUAUCAGAUACGGGUUCGAGGGCACUGCUCUCGCUACCUACUCCUUCAACAGGACCAAUCUGGCGUGCCACCAGAGCUAUUGUCACUUCAAGAAACCAGAGACAACAUUGGAAGAGCUAGACAUGACGGACGCGGACUUCACGCUCGACAUCGCGGCGCUCUGUCUGAUAUUCCUGGUUCUACGUCUUUCUGCUUUCCUGUUCCUACGAUGGAAGCUGCGCUCCACGCGGUAGAGUACACCUUAUGCGCGUAGGAAUAGAGUCUAAAAUACAGGUACUAGAGUCGAUUAUAUUCAGCUGCUGAUAUACUCAGAGGCGUAUGUUUAGUUCUCGUUGUCUAUGCUGGUCGCGCUAGUUAAGAAUGGGAUUACUAAAUGCGUCGCCUCUAUAAUUUACUACUCAAACAAUAUCGCCGUCUAUUUGAAUCGUAAUAUUGAAGAAUUUUUUUUAAUGCUGACGGUACAUGUUAGACGCCAUUUUUGUUCCCAUUUUUAACCUGCUCGACUAGUUCAUCUGAUUCUUUCUAAUUUAAUAGAAUAUAUAUAGACAAGAGGGGUCUUAUAGUGUUAAUAUAAAUUGUCAAAUUAAAUAUUGUACACUCAAUAUUAACGUUUUUGCUAUAAGAUUUUAUACAGAGUAAAUAUUUAAUUGUUAUUACUCGUAGGCCUCAAAAAAUCGUUAUUUAAUUUAAAAAAAUACAAUUGUAUACCAAAAUGUUUUUAUUACUGUAAAAAUGUCGCUUUUUGUAACAGGGGCGUUUUUAUAUAAACGCCUUAUUCACCAGACUGAUUUUAAAAUCUACCGGAAACUUCCAAAACGCCUUUUUACACAGAUUUGAGUAUUUUAUUUUUGUAUUAUAACAUACGUAUAGAUUAACCCCUUUAUUCAUAAUACUCUGCUAUCUUAAAGCAUUGCUAAAUCUCACUCCGUCUUCUUCUAUUGACCUAAGUCAGAAUGAGAAAAAACACUCCUAAGCGGCUGUUUAAAGUUAGCGGACCAUUACGAAGAAGGGGGUUAAUAUAUUUAAUAUUUAACAAAAACACAAUAUAAUUAUUAAAUUAUCCUUUUAAAUACUAUAAAAAACUACAGCUUAUUUUAAAACGGUAUGGCUUCUUAUAUUAUCGUAUACAGUGACAUUUUUUCACUAUUGUAUAUAUUUUUUGUAUCACAACAGCUGAAGCAGUAACUAAUAUUUACAACACAACACGAAGUAUAGUAAUCAUAUUAUAAAUAAUAAAUUCCCUUGAACGACGCCCGUCCGUCGUAAAUGAUUUUCAUUGUGAUAAUAUUGAAUGUGAUUGAAAAAAUAUUUCAAGUAUCGAAUUAUAUUUUUCUGUCGAUAAUUAUUAUAAUAAAUAAUUAUUAUUAAUUUGAAAUGUUUAAGAUGUGAUUUGAAAUUAGGUGUAAGAUUAGAUCAUUUAUACGUCCAGAUAGACUGUGACAGCUGUGAAAACGUCGACAAAAAUUGAGUUUAGAGUUAAUCUCUAUUGUGAGCAAUUUACGCACCUAAACACAGUGUCAUACAAAUCGCGAGUGUAAGACGUAGCUUGUCACGCACACUACACUAAUAUUCCUGGCCUGUUUUUAUCGGUUGUCUAACAGCAAGAGACUAUCUAGACAUAUAAGUAAUCAAAGGUGUAAGUAUAGAUUAGUGCUACAAUAUCGGCAUGAAGGAGAGUUUCCACUACACAAUUAAUGUAGAAAAGUGACCUAAAUUGGAAGUAUCAGAACGUUCCAAGUUUAAUUACCCGAUUGAAGUGAAUUUUAUUCUUGUGUGCGACCAGUGGCGUGUAUAGAUUAAAAUUAAAUUGAAAAUAGUUAUUUUUAAUAUUAAUUACCGAUAAAGGGUUCAAUCAAGAUUGUUUUAUUAAGAAUUUUUCUUAUUUAUUAGCCUUUGACUCCGCUUACCUCAAUACAAUAAUUUGAAAAUUUGAUUUAAAUAUUAAAUGAAACACGCUACUAAUCGCAUCAAACUAUUCAAUUUUGUGUAUUUUCACAUUGUUUUGGUUAUAUAACGUCUUUUAUAAAUAUAUAAUCUAGAAAGGUAUGGGAAAUGAGGAGAUUUAAAACCAUGACAAUAUAUUAUUCAUGUUCGCCUUGGUGCCUUUGAUAAAAAAAAAAUGCUUUCGAUGUGGCCUUAUUUGUAUAUAUUUUUGUAUCAAUCUGUAUUGCUGAAAGCUAUUUAGAGAAUCAUUCCAAAAAUGUCAUUUAUAUAAUUUAGGCUCAUAAAUACUGAUUGAUGUGUGCCAGAUGAACCAUUCAUUUGCUCUCGUUUUCUCUUCCAUAUAUAUUUUUUUAACUCCAGUUAAGUCACCAUUUUGGAAUAAUGUGACUCUACAAGAGAAAACGCAACUGUUAACAGGACUUUUUAGAAAAUUUGAAUUUUUGUUAUGCUUCGAAAACAAUUCUUUUUUACGUGCUAGAAAAUUAAAAAAAAACAUCUAUUAUAAAAUGACAUAUUCCUUAUUAAAUUGAGUAAGGUUUACAUUUCUCGACUUUUUCAUAAGCUUCUCAAAACAAAUCAUAUUAUAUUUCAUAUCAAACUAUUAUUGUCUGCAAAUGAUAAUAUCUAAUAGCUACAAUAAUUUUAUGAGGAAUAAUUAACAGGAUUUUUACCAUUACACAAUAUUUUUUGAGUGGUGGCAGUAAUUAUCAGUAAGUAGUUGGUCGUUAUUCUCGGAUACAUAUAUCGAUCUACCCUCUUUUAACUGUAUACUGCGUCGAAUUUGGAUAUCUUUAUACUAUAUAUAUUUAGUUGCAGUAUCAUUUUCGAACUCAACUAGAUCACUGCACUCCAUCAUUGUAUCCCGUUAAUAAUUGUUAUAAGUAUUCAAUUCAGUUCAAAUAAGUUAUAAAAUAAUUUGUUUACUAAACUUAUACUAAUUUCUUGAACAUAAUGAUUCAUCUACCACAUUGGUGUAAUUGCUCACGGAAUUUAUUCUAUGUCUUGCCUAUUGGCUUGCCUUUCUGUAACAAUAUAUUA